AUGAGGAUCAAGACCCGAGAACUCGAGCUCUCCAAAGCCCUCGACGAAGUGUUCCUGCGACUGUCGCUCAUCAGCCUGCGUAUCUUCCAGCUCGUCAUCUCCAUCCCAAUCAUCGGCUUCGUGGCUGCGAUCAUCGGUGGACUAUCCAAUGCCGACGUCGGUGUGCCGUCCAAGGCCUCGGCCGCUAUUGCGAUCGCCUGCGUCAGCACCGUCUACACUGGCUUGACCGUGCUGCCCAUAUUCUUCGAAGGGCCCCUGUACUUUACCGUCAUGGCGUUGCUUGACGCCGGCAUGGUGGCAGCUUGGAGCAGUCUGAUUGGAGUCUGGGACCAUGAUGGGACCGGCACCUGCACUGCUCUGGAGAGCAAGUACUUUGGUGACCUGGCGCGGAGGUCUUACUUCAGGACCGACUGCAGGCUGGUCAAGGCCAUGUUUGCCUUUAUGAUCAUCAAUCUGUGA
Molecule: messenger RNA, 459 nt
Organism: Capronia epimyces CBS 606.96
Lineage: Eukaryota; Fungi; Ascomycota; Eurotiomycetes; Chaetothyriales; Herpotrichiellaceae
Exons: 1
Coding region: 1-459 (152 amino acids)
Source: RefSeq, a predicted model, not a curated record